Molecule: messenger RNA, 1105 nt
Organism: Bombyx mori (domestic silkworm)
Lineage: Eukaryota; Metazoa; Arthropoda; Insecta; Lepidoptera; Bombycidae
Gene: CTL6
Product: C-type lectin 6
Source: RefSeq, marked provisional
UGUGCUAUAUUCAACUGCAGCGUUAUAUACAUAGCAUUGUAAUAAAAUCUCACCUUAGUUGAUAUUUACAAUGUGAAAUUAACCAUUUCUGUGCUAAAACUAAGCUAAUGAAGCGAACAGAUUAUCUAAAAUUAUUAGCAAAUCUGCAGUGUUCUGACGAAGCUGCAUCUGUAUCCAGAUACCAUUUAACGGAAAAAUGCCACCGAUCGAAACUUGGCAUCGUGGCGUACGCCAAUUAUACGUCUCUGACCAGCUGCCAAAGACUUGGGCUUGAGAAAAAGGGUCUGGCUAUUAAUUUCAGUCCCCCUGAAGCUAGAAAAGUCGGUAUGGGACACAGUUGUGAAGUUAUGAAUUGCGCCGAAACUGAUGGUGGCCUGUCCUUAAAAAAUGACACGAGAUAUGAUUACUACACUUUGUACGCGAGACCAGUGCCGGACAAAAACUCUACUUGUGUUCCCACGAUUGGCAUGUUUCGUCUAUUGCCACAGAAACUUAAUUAUACAGAAGCAGUCGAACAAUGCAGGAACAUAAGUGGAGUUCUUGCAGAUAUUAGCACUGACCAGAGAACUGAUUCCUUGGGGCAGUUGCUAGCGGGAUCCGGCAAUGAAGCGGCUUUUGUUGGACUAAGAAGAAGUAACGGUAGUGUCUUUAUAAAUAGUCGAGGUACCACUCUAGAUUGUACCACGUACCGCGCUUGGGCGCCGGGUCACCCGCGGCGGAACUCUACUAAGUUUGAAUGUGUCCUCAUCAGUCGACAAAAAACUUGGCUGUCCUCGGCUUGCUCGAAACGAUAUCCUGCAUUAUGCGAAUUAAACCCCGGAGGGCCGUACAAGAAAGGAUCCAUAUUUACUUCUGAGAAACGAAAUGGUUCGUUGACCAAUAUAAUUUACCGGAAAUGACCAAAUUACCAAGCUACGGAAUUGUUUUAGAAUUCUAAGCAUUUUUUGUCAUAAAUAUUUUUAUAAUCUAACUAGGUAUACAAUUGUCUUGUUUACUUUAUAGGAACAAUGAUUGACAAGAAGAAUUGAAGUAAGUAAUUUAUAAAUUAUCAAAAUGAUGUAAACUAAAUAAUUAGUAAGUCAUAAAUAAACAAUUUUGAAACGGA